AAGCUGCAAGCUCACAUUACCGAUUUGUGGAGCUCUAGGGUUGAUGGACCUGACCAGGCCCAACUAAGUAUUGAUGUGUAGUUGGAGACAGAUGGAUUGUUGCUGAAUUUUCCUGCGUUCUCGUGGCGUGGAGUCGAUGUCGAAAUCCAGGGGAGACUUCGUUAACCUCGGAGAUAUCUCGCCAGUACAACGACCGGUAACGAUCGAAGAACUCGACUUCUAAAAUUGUAUAAUCACCUUCCUUCGUCGAUUAUGAUCAACUUUGUGCGAGUACCCAGGAGUUCGUGGAGUAAUUUAAACAGCUGAUCGUUGGACAAUAGUUAAACCGUCGGUUGUAGAUCCUGGUUGAGCGAUGGCUGGGUUUGUGCUCAAGUUUAAAACAAAGUUGGGAGUGAAAGUUGUUCACGAAUUGACUCCCCAUGAUAAAGUUCCUGCCUUAAAGGCAAAGCUUUCCGAGCUUACUGGGAUACCUGCCGAAGCUCUCCAGAUACUGGCAGGUUUUCCUCCGAAAGAACUUGAUCUCAAUCGGGGAGAUGCUACUCUAGAGGAAAGCGGCAUCGUAUCGGGAGACACCUUGAUUAUCGAGGAGAAACCCGUUCAAAAUGGGGAGCAAACAUCUGAAAAUAUCGGACGAUCACAUAUCAUGGACACAGAGGAUAUCUCGAACAGUCCGGGCGUGCUCAUGAAGAAAGUUGUUCCUGCAGAUAAUUCGUGCCUCUUUACCAGCGUAGGUUAUGUGUUAAAUGGGAAAGUCGAUCCUUCAUGUGCAAGUUAUAUGCGGGAAAUCAUUGCUAAUGCAGUAGUGAUGGACCAAGAAGAAUACUCUGAGGCCAUCUUAGGUCGCCCUAAUACAGAAUACUGCGAAUGGAUUCGGAAGUCGGAUUCAUGGGGAGGUGCCAUCGAAUUAUCAAUAUUGUCGCGAUUCUAUGGGCUUGAAAUUGCUGUAGUCGAUUGUAUGAAUGCAAUUAUAAACAGAUUUGGAGAGGAUCAACAUUAUGCUCAACGUGUUUUUCUUAUAUUCGAUGGUAUUCAUUAUGAUCCGCUUUACCUUGAGCCACUUGAGGGUGAUAGCAUACAGACGAUAUUUUCAGCAGAGGAUAAAAAGCUAUUACUCCAAGCAGCACAAUUAGCAAGAGAAGCGAAUUCUUGUCGCCAAUACACAAAUGUUGAUAAAUUUACGUUGAAAUGUAUGAUAUGCAAUGCUUUAAUUAGUGGGCAAGUAGAGGCGCAGGAACAUGCCAAAUUUACUGGCCAUAUGAACUUUGGAGAAGUAGCUGCCUAGCGUCCUACUGGAUUUAUCAACUACCAAACAAGACUAAUUUCGGUCAGUGAAUAGUUCCACUCCUGUCAAAAGUUUAAAUAUAAACUAGUACGUUUUGUAGUCAUUUGGUAUUCAAAUGAUACUCUAAUUGUUUGCUCAAUUUAUUUUUUUUUUUUAACAGAAACAGUAGAUACCGUUAGGCCCUAGAAUCAAUUUAGUAGUUACUACAUUACUUAUAACGAGGGCACCGAAAAUGUAAACAUUUUUUGUUUACUCUUUAUCCCAAUUCUGUAUAUUAUAAAUUAUAUAUAAUUAAAUUUAGGAACUGAAUCAAUUGUUAAAUAUUAGUUAAAUUAGUUUCUUUGUAACGUUCUUUUACAUCACGUUCUACCAUCUUGCAUCGGCGUUAGCUAAUUUUACCGACUCCUGCGAGUAUGUAGCACAACUUAUCAAGCUCAAGUUUGUUACUUUCCUUCGCCCAGAAAACAAGGUUCUUAUUUAUCGGUUAAAAAUAGACCGCUUGCCCGACACUUUACCCGAAUAGCCGAGGAAAACCAGUAUAUCAACAGGACGAACAUUCGUUCCACCAAAAGCGAGUAGCUUUAUAUUUCAACGGAGUGCAGAGUUCGAUAACAUAAUAUAUUAAUGACGAAAUAAAGUUAAUCACCAUUGGUGGGAUUGAGUGUUACUAGUCCAUGAUGCGAUAUCCUCGAAGAAAGUUGAAAAAAACAAAAACAAUAACAUCAAUCUGCGUGCGUAAAGACGUGAUCAACGAAUGUGCGAUUAAAUGUUAACGUCGCUGCUACUACUACACGUACUGAGUUCGCUCGCGAAAAGAAAUAUCUAUCUAAGAUUUACCGAAGAGUCCACGGUUGUGGGUUCACGUUUCCAUCGACGUUGCGCAGAUCUAUAUUUAUACAAUCGUGUAGUAUGUUUUUUAAAGAUCUCCGUUGUAACAAUCGCGUACAAUGAUUCGAAAUAAAUCGUAUUUACUUUA
Orussus abietinus is the source of this 2258-nucleotide messenger RNA. RefSeq names its product ubiquitin thioesterase OTU1 (gene Yod1). Lineage: Eukaryota; Metazoa; Arthropoda; Insecta; Hymenoptera; Orussidae. The transcript is spliced from 3 exons. Gene Ontology annotation, molecular function: cysteine-type deubiquitinase activity. The record is from RefSeq and is a predicted model, not a curated record. Bases 353 to 1282 code for a protein of 309 amino acids. Gene Ontology annotation, biological process: endoplasmic reticulum unfolded protein response; protein deubiquitination. Gene Ontology annotation, cellular component: nucleus; cytosol.